CACACUCUUCCAGUAGUGUCGGAAUCAGUGCCUAGGCCUCACCAAGCGCCCCUCGCUCGAGUCUGCAUGCCGCAUCAGGCUUGUCAACGUUUCAAACCGGACACUCACCGUGCCAUUGGUAGUUAGAUAGCGGCAUCGAGAUAGCGCAGCAGCCGCCAGGAUCUGUAGCGCUUCUUUAGACCCGGCCAACACUCACUUACUCUUGAAACUACUGUUAGAAACGGGAAAGGUACGUGUAAAUGCGACUGCCAUCUUGGAAAUUUUAAAAUAAGGCGGACGUUGGGGCUGUGAUUGGUUUGAAUUUGAUCGGAUUUCUUUUCGGCUUCGAUGCGGUAAAGGCGCUAUCGGCAGAAACCGAACGUUGUUUUCACUACGAAAAUGUGCCGUCUUGAAACGGCCCAGUGGAUUUUGGAUUGCGCGCUCUGGCUCCCCUCUGCCGUACCCCUCUCGUUCGCCCCGUUGACCGGAGUGUUUCGUGUGGCUUCGUCGAGGGCUGGGCUACUCCCCUCUCUUCCAUCUGCUGACCGUAGGGUGUUUUCCCCUUCCCCCUCGCUGGCGUCUUCUCUGCGUACAUACAAAAGUCCCUCAAAGCUUAUUUCGAGACUGAAAAAAGGUGGUAUCAUGGGUUUCGAUCCGCGAAGAUCUUAGAUGGUAGUCUUUGGUUCUAUAUGCAAUUCUGAUGUGUAAUAAGAGAGUAAGAAAGGAAACAAUGCCCUUGUUAGGGAUAUAUGUCGGAAGACGGUGCUUAGGAGGUUCUGGGUGCUAGUGGGUGCCAUGUCGUCUGGGAUGGCAUGAAAAAAGACACUGAAACGAAUACUCGCAAUGCUCUCAAUAACAAUAACGUCUUAAGAAUCGAGUUGGUACGUCUCGCGUGUACUGUACUGCGCCA
This is a messenger RNA of Mytilinidion resinicola, 889 nucleotides long. RefSeq lists its product as uncharacterized. The record is from RefSeq and is a predicted model, not a curated record. Lineage: Eukaryota; Fungi; Ascomycota; Dothideomycetes; Mytilinidiales; Mytilinidiaceae. The transcript has a single exon. Bases 379 to 648 code for a protein of 89 amino acids.